AAAUUAGGAGAGGUGUGGUUGGAUUUUAUUUUCGUAAUGUCUGAUGAAGUUACCUUUGAAACUGUCGUGGAGAGCCCUAAACCUCUUACUGAACCUUCUGAGAAGGAUGGUUUUGUAUCUCAACAUAUAAGCGCUAAAAGUAUGCCUUUAGAAGGUGACGAUAGUUCUCCUCCCUCUUUUGACUUUAUCACUGAAAAUGUUUAUAUUGUUGAAAGGGGAACAACUCGUGAUGGAAAGAGAAGCAAGCGAAUGAUGUGUACCUGUCAGUUUGACCCAGAAACUGAUAAUCACUCUGAAGCUUGUGGUGAAAACUGUCUAAACAGAUUGUUAAUGAUAGAAUGUGGUUCUCGUUGCCCCUGUGGUGAAUACUGUACUAAUAAAAGAUUUACAAGAUCAAGCUAUGCCAAUGUCGAAGUUAUUAAAACUGAAAUGAAGGGCUGGGGAUUAAAAGCUACCUGUGAUAUUUCUCGGUAUUCAUUUGUUAUGGAAUACUGUGGCGAAGUGUGUAGCCUUGAAGAAUUUGAAAGAAGAAGAAACAUAUAUGAAAAGGAAAGCAGAAGACAUUAUUAUUUUAUGUCACUGAAAACAGAUGAGAUACUUGACGCUACAAGGAAAGGAAAUCUCUCCCGAUUUAUUAAUCAUAGCUGUGAGCCUAACUGUGAAACUCAAAAGUGGACUGUUAAUGGACGGCUAAGAGUUGGAUUUUUUGCUUUAAGACAUAUACCUGCUGGAGAAGAACUCACUUUUGAUUAUCAGUUUCAACGUUUUGGAGAAUCUGUUCAAAAAUGUUAUUGUGGUAGUGAAACUUGCAGAGGCUUCUUAGGAGCGAAGCAGACUACUGAUGUUGUGCGUAGUGACAUGUAUUUUCCUACACGGGACAGGAAAGCAAAGCGUCGUUGUGAUGAUGCUGAUUCAAUGUUUGAAAAAGAAAUAUAUGAUGUUGUGGGAAGCACAUGGCGUCUCAAGAACUCAGACCAGGUUCUAUCAUUAUCUCGCCUCAUGCUAAGAGCAGAGUCAAUCAAGCAGAGAAGAAUGCUUUUAAAAGUUCUUCAGGCUACCAAAGACAAUGCAUGUUUAAAGCGGUUCCUGUCAUUUCAAGGGUUAAGAUUAUUAUGGAGUUGGAUGGUAGAAGUAACAGAUCAGCAAACUUCUGAAGCCUUAGAUGCUAAAAUACAGAUUUUAUUGACGCUGCAAUCAUUACCUGUACCAAAUAGAAAUGUGCUUAAGGACAAUAAAAUUUGGCAGUUAGUACAAAAAUGGUCUGAGCCAAGUAUUCCUUCUAAUUCACACAUAGAUCAAGACAGUGUUGUCAUUCGUGAAGCUGACUGUUCAAUUAGCCAAGAUAAUAUAGAUGGAGAAAAUAAGCAUUUAGAGGAUUGCCCAGAAAAGGUUGUAAAAGUAGAGGCUGAGAUUUUAGAAACACAUAGUGACCUGUUGUCUGAAGCUGAAAGUAGAGAAGCUGUAGCUUCUUUUGAAGAUGAAGAAUCAAGAGUAGUUAGUAUAGCAAAUGAUCUCCUAGAAAAGUGGAAUUCAUUAAAAGAAGUGUUUAGAAUACCAAAGAAAAUACUUUCGGAUGAUGUCCGAUCGAAGGAGAAAAAAGUGGAAGAGAGCGAUGAAGACAACAGGAGAAAGCGCAAGAGAGAAAGUAAAUGGGACACCAGUGAAGGAUAUCAACCAACAAACACAUUCACCAGACCUGGAGAAAAAGUGUCACAAUCAUAUUAUGUACCCCAAUCCCGCCCACCAGCGAGAACUGGUUUAUUAGGCCCUCCUCCUCCAUCUAUUGCUGGACUUCCUUUACAAAAUACUGUCAUUGUUCAGCACCAGUCAGGACAAAGUGUUUAUGUUCAGCAGCAAAUAUUCCCUACACCCUCAAAUUUUCCACAAGGCAUGCUAGCAGCACAGUAUGCUCCUGUCAAUUUCCCUCCUCCAACAUUACCUUUACCUGUUAUUAAUUUGGAUUCUGCUCCUCUGCCAGUAACGUCUAUGCAAUCUCAGUUACUUGAAGUUACUCCUAAACCUACUCUUGAACCUAGUAAUAGUUUAAUACCACCCACAGUUAGGAACGCUGCAGCAAAUGUCUCAGCCACAAUCCCCCCACCACCUCCUGUCGAGAAACCAUUGCCACAAAACUGGAAGGAAGUAAAGGAGCCUUCUGGAAAGGUGUAUUACUACCACACCAUAACUCGUAAAACGCAAUGGGAACGUCCAACUGAAGAAGACAUCGAUGGUGAUAUUAUGAUGGAUCUAGCAACACCGGAUACUAAUGAUGAUGAUCCUAAUGAUGAAGAAGAUGAAGAAGAUGAUGACAAUAACAGUGUCGAGUCAGCACAUGAAGGACAGCCUCAUACUCCAGAAGGAUCCCCACCUUCAUUGACUCCAAAUCAGGAAAGCACUGAAAGUAGAAGGCAAUCAACAGCAAAAGAUUCAUUCAAACAUUCGCUAUCAAAACUGGUUGUGAGAUGUUUGGACCAUCAUCGUAAACCUACUUGCAAAUAUGGACGUAUUACUUGUUCUGAAGAUUUUAAACACUUAGCUAGAAAGCUGACAUUUGGUAUCACUGAGAAAGAGAUCACAAGACGUGGCAGUGCUGAUGCACUUGAAUUUAAUGAUCAGGUGAAGUCUCGUACUAAAACAUAUAUCAAGAACUAUAUGAAAAAGUUUGGUCCUAUAUAUAGUCACUCAUAGACAUUUUAUCAUUAUCACUGGGUAUUCUCAUAAAGCUGUUUUAUUUUAUUUUGUAAAGAAAAACUAAUAAAAAAUAA
Messenger RNA from Amphimedon queenslandica, 2765 nucleotides. RefSeq names its product histone-lysine N-methyltransferase SETD2-like. Gene Ontology annotation, molecular function: histone H3K36 methyltransferase activity; protein binding. The coding region runs from base 37 to 2688 and encodes 883 amino acids. Gene Ontology annotation, biological process: regulation of DNA-templated transcription. The record is from RefSeq and is a predicted model, not a curated record. Gene Ontology annotation, cellular component: nucleus; chromosome. The transcript is spliced from 22 exons. Lineage: Eukaryota; Metazoa; Porifera; Demospongiae; Haplosclerida; Niphatidae.